This is a messenger RNA of Stylophora pistillata, 6231 nucleotides long. RefSeq names its product polycystin-1-like protein 2. Lineage: Eukaryota; Metazoa; Cnidaria; Anthozoa; Scleractinia; Pocilloporidae. Gene Ontology annotation, molecular function: calcium channel activity; calcium ion binding; protein binding. The record is from RefSeq and is a predicted model, not a curated record. Gene Ontology annotation, biological process: detection of mechanical stimulus. Gene Ontology annotation, cellular component: membrane.
UAAUAUCUCACACAAUCUUCGUGGACACAAACUUAUCACUUGCAUUCAGAUGUGUUGCAAACUGUGAAAAGAAGGUCAGCAUACGGAAGAAAUUUGCACUAGAAGCUCACUGCUCAGGGAUAUCUUGUCCCUUUCUCAGACACUAUCGGUGGUCUCUUUUCGUUAAGUCUGACGGGAGCUUCAAUCAAUCGUGGAAAGCGAUUGGUAACUUGGCAAACAUGUCUCUGACAUCCUUGACGGGUCCAAGCCUCAUUUUAGAAAAGGGGGACGCUUUUCGUAACAAAACUGCCCUGCUGUCGAACCAAACUUACAAACUAAUCAUGGUUGCCUGGUUGGACGAUGGUAAUUACGCAGAAAAAAGUUACAUUUUUCAUACAAAUGUCCCACCAUACUCUCAAAGCAACAACGCUGAAUGUUUCGUGGAUCCUACGAGUGGAGAAGCAAUCACAACAAAGUUUCGUGUGGAAUGUGUUAACUGGACAGACUCUGACUUGCCUCUCACUUAUCAAUUUGCUUACAAAACUCAGUUUGGCUUCGUAGCUUUUCACACAGGAUGGCAGCCAAAUGUGACAACGGAGCUACCAAUAGGGAACAAAUCGACAAACUAUUCCCUUGACCUGCGGUUGGAAAUUUUAGAUUCGCUUGGUGAUUAUUCCGAUGUGUAUUUAGCUGUUCAGGUUGCACCACCAAGAUCAUCAAAUAUAAUGGAAUCCCAAGGUCAACUGGAUAACCUAUUUGCAAGCGGCGAUGUUGAUAGAGCUAUGCAGAUGGCUUUUGCCAUGCUUUCUGCGGCUGGUGAUUCAGAUGGAGCUCAAUCAUACAAGAGCUCAUUGAUCGACAAAAUGGAAAACAUCGUGGUCGGUAGUGUAGAGCAGGCAACAUUAGUGGUAGGAGUUCUUGCUAUGGCUACAGAUAAUGACGAUGGAAUAUCAGGGGAUUCUCAGGAAAAGGCUUUGAACUUACUUGGCAGCACCGUGGACUUCCUUUCGUCUCAAAUGUCAAAUGGUUCGAUGGACGCGGAACUGGUACAGAGUUUAGGCACCAGUCUCUUUAGUGGAAUUGGGAACGUGCUUGGCGCAGCCUCUGAUGAAGCUGGGGCCGAGAGUGAGGAUUCUGAGGGAGAAGAUGAAGAAGACAAAGAUUCCGACAAAGACCAUGUUAACACGGAUGAAAUGAAGGAAAAGAGCAAGAAAAGGGCGCAAAACGCUUUGAGUCUGGUGUCACAAGUGGGAGAUAGCCUGCUGUCAACAAAAGCUGUGGGGGAAAAGCCCACUGUGUUCAAGACAAAGUCCAUGGGAGUUGUGCUAGAUCGCCAACGAAGCUCGGAUAUGGGAGGCAAGAAGCUUGGUGAGGGCUCCAAUCGUGUGGCUUUACCUUCAGCAGAUUCUCUCUUUGGUAACGAUGGGCCCGACGCUGUUGAUUCACAGAUGCUGGCAUUUAAAGAUAAUCCUUUCACAUGGGACAAGAGUGCCAAAACAGUGAAGUCCUCAGUACUCGACUUCAAACUCAAAUCUAAAGGUGGUGACGCGUUAAACAUCUCAGGGCUCCAGGAACCAGUUGAGUUAUUCAUUCCCAUAGCGAGUAAGGAAGGUUCUUCUGAUAAAGACAACAGCUCAGCCGAAAGCUUGUUUUUUAAACCAAGCAAUGGAACGUCAAAUCUUCGCUACCACAGGUUUCUGGUGUCAUCUCACGAAGUUCAAGUAGCGAUACGAAUAAGGCCCGAGAAAGGAAAAAGAGUGGAUGUCUUCGUCAACUACAAAACGAAACCAACACCACAUCGGAAUGUUUUUAACACGACCAUCCCCAAUUGGUCUUCCUGUGCUAACUUUACUGGUGAAUCUCCGGACAAUCUAAAUUGUUCCUCGGAUCCUUACACUUUCACAUUUUCGAGUCUCAUAUCAGGACAUACCGGCCCUCACUUUCUUGGCAUACGAUAUAUGAAAAGAGAUGGCGAAGCCCAAUCAAAGAUGUCUUCUAAACGAAAAAGAAGAUCAUGUGGUCUUAUCCAUGGACGUAUGAAAAGGUCAUGCGUAGAUGUCAAGGACCCUCCCACUACACCUCCCCCGACACCUAUGAUUAUAGUUCCAAAGUACAACUCUUCUACGGAUGUAAAUUACUCGUUGAGUAUAUCUGUAAGCGGUUGCCUGUACUGGUCAGAAACAAAAGAAAAAUGGACUGGAGAAGGAUGCAAGGUUGGACCGAACUCGAACUCAAAACAGCUACACUGCUUGUGUACUCAUCUCUCUGCAUUUGGUGGCGAUUUCUUUGUUGCACCAAACCCCAUAGACUUCGACAAAGUGUUCGCAGCAUUUAGCAGCUUGGCCGAGACAGGCAACUUUGUCGUGCUAUCAACAGUUUGUGCCCUUCUUGGACUCUAUGUAAUCGGUCUUCUAUUAGCCAGGAGAGAAGACAAGCGCGAUGAAUUAAGGGUCGUAGCAAACGUUUGCAUUAACGAGAAUCAAGGAGACAACAAAUAUCUCAUAUCUAUUCAAACUGGUAUGUGGAGAGCUAAUGGAACUACCGCAAAUGUGGGUUUGGCUAUUCAUGGUAGCGAUGGAAAUACAGAGGAUAUUACCCUGACUGAUUCCCAGUCGGAGAAGGUCUUCUUCUCCAGAGGCAGCAUUAACAAUUUCACCCUUUGUCUACCAGAGUCACUUGGUUCACUUGAGAAGAUCCGUAUCUGGCACGACAACAGCGGCGAUAACCCGUCCUGGUUCUUGACGCAAGUGCUUAUUGUGGACGUGGUGACAGGAGAAAAAGCACAUUUCGUAGCGAACAGGUGGAUUGCAGUAGAAAAAGAAGACGGGAAGUUAAAUCUCGAGUUAACAGUCUCCGGAAAAAAAGAGCUUUCAGGUUUCAAAAACUUAUUCUAUUCGAGAACGGCCACAAGCCUCGGAGACAAGCAUCUCUGGUUAUCAAUAUUCACUCGACCACCACAUAAUCCAUUCACACGGGCUCAGCGUCUGGCAUGUUGUAUAUCCAUUCUAUUCGCAGCCAUGGUUACCAAUGCCAUGUUUUACAAUUUUGGUACACCACCUGGAGACGCAGUGCAGAUCGGUCCCCUCAAAGUUAGCCUUACACAGAUUAAGAUCGGUAUCCAAAGUAGCAUAGUUGCUAUCCCUGUCAACGUACUUGUUGUGACCAUCUUCAGACAGUUAAAAGCGAAGGAAUCAGGCAAUGCCGAGGAAGAUGGUGCACGACGCAGAGGAUGUUUACCUCACUGGUUUGUCUUCGUUGCCUGGUUUAUCUGCACCAUGGCAACCCUAACUUCAGCUGCGUUUAUUGUAUUCUACAGUCUAAUGUGGGGUGCAGAGACAUCCAAUGAAUGGCUUGUGUCUGUAAUGGUGUCUUUCUUCCAAGAUGCUAUAGUCAUGCAGCCACUAAAAGUUCUACUGGUUGCCUCCAUACUGUCCAUUUUGGUGAAGAAACCUCCAGAACAAGAGAAAGUAAUGGGUGAAGAAGUCCAAAGGAACGCGGCCGGAGAAGUCAUCACCCUCAAUAAAUCAGAUCUUGAGAAGGCACGAAAGUUUAGAAGCAGUCUUGUCCAAAUUGGUCGCAAAGUUGUGGAAUUUACACUUUUUGGAAUAUUUGUACUUCUUAUGAUGGUGGUGUGCUAUGGUAACAGGGGUGUAGAACGAUUCAUGGUCACCGAGUCGAUGGACAACCUAUUUCAAACGUUUACCAUCAAGGUCAAAGACACUCCGACUUUUUGGAAAUGGUCAGAGAAAUUUCUCGUGCCAAACUUGUAUGAAGUCGAUUGGUAUAAUGGCCGCAGCUUUGGGUACAAAGAAGGAUUUCUCAGUAACCGAGCAGCGUUCUUAGUCGGUAUGCCGAGAAUGCGGCAAUUAAGGGUUAAAGCAGAAAAAAACUGCUCCAUAGCAAAGAACGAACCAUCCCUGGCACGUCAGUUCUUAAGAUGCGUUCCGUUCUACACAAGUGAGAUGGAAAGCGUAUCCCAAUACAACAGACCAGGAUGGAUCCCUGUAAAAAAUGCCACACUUUUUUACACAGAGUAUGAACUCGAAAAACAGUGUCCUAAGCCUUGGCGGUAUCUCGAAGCUGCUGAUCUUCAAGUAAGACCCUUUGGGGGUCAAAUGGCUACAUUUGUCGGUGGAGGGUAUGUAGCAGAUCUUGGAUAUAAUUUUCGUACAGCGUUAAAAGUUAUCAGAGUUUUAGAGGAGGACAACUGGAUUGAUGACCAUACCAUGGCUGUUUUCAUUGAAUUCACCAUUUUUGAACCGUCAAGUUCUCUCUUUUCCACUAUCAAACUACUGUUUGAAAGAUUCCCUACAGGUGGAUCCAGUGCCAAGACAUCAAUUAAGACUCUAUCGCUCUAUGCGUCGUCUGAUCCCAACUCUAGAACGCUCUUUCAAGUUUGCCAACUUCUGUUAAUGAUAGUUCUCAUCGUCUUUUUGUUCGCCGAGAUUGGAAAACUGCGUCGUGAGAAAUGCUCGUAUUUUAAGCAAAUGUGGAACUGGUUGGAACUUUUGCAGAUUUCCAGCACAAUCUGCUCAUUGGUAUUCUUUUUCAUAAAAGAAUCUCAAACGAGCAAGUACGUGAAAAAACUUCAAGAAAAUCCUUUUCAGACGUCAAGCCCUGACAAUAUUGAAUUUAUGUCUGACAUGGAAACCUAUGUACUUUCUUUCGUCAUCUUCAUAAUGACGAUCAAGUUCCUGAGGCUGAUUAAGUUUAACAGCCAUGUUUGUCAAGUUCUAGGAACAAUACAGAAAGCAGCCAACAAUGUGCUUUCCUUUAUGACUGUAUUCGUUACAAUUCUGCUAGCUUACACACAAGUUGGAUUUCUGGUAUUUUCAUCUGAUGUUGACGCGUACAGAUCAUUUUACAGUUGUUUACGAGCCAUGUUGCUGUUGCUUUUUGGAGGCGAAAUGCGUUUGGAAGAAUUACGAUCUACCAGCAGAUUCAUUGCACCGAUGUUCAUCUUCGGUUAUCUGUUUUCCAUGGCGAUGGUUCUUUUGAAUAUGUUCCUUGCCAUCCUAAAUGAUUCUUAUUACGAGGUCAAGAACGUGGAUGCUGGAGAAACGUUUGCUAACGCCGAGCUGGGAGCAUUUAUGGCAGAUUACAUGAAGGACAAAUAUAACAGAGUCAAAGAUGACACUUUGGAGCUUAUAGAGGAGACAAUUAUUGGAGUUAUAAACUUUGUCCGCGGAGACAGGAAUUCGAAACAGUCUGACGACGAGGCUCCCUUGCAGAGCCCACCAGAAGAGUCUCAGAGCGAAGAAGCCAAACUUGCCUCUCUUGAUUCUAUGUAUGAUAUUGAAGGUGAUGGUGACGAGAAGGAUGGAGCCUCAGAUCGUCUUGUAAAGAAUGGUUCCAGGGAGAGUCUUUCGGACUUAAUGUGUGAAAGUGUGUCCCUCAGUGAUCUUAAGGAAGCGAUUCUUCAGAUUGGCCGAGAAAUGCGUCAAUCUGUGACGUCACUUACUUCAGCUGUCAGUAAUUUAUCUUUGAACGAAAAGACAUCGAAGAAAGCCGUUCACUGGCUGGACGAGGAAGGCGAAACAUUAGACUUUGAUAAUCGAACUUCGCCAUAUUUCUUUUCGCUUGGUAGUUACCUCGAAGAUAUCUGGCAAAAAGAAGAAAAUAGGAGAAAAAGAACUGGGAAAAGCCGGCCAAAAGAUCGUCGUCAACGUCGUUACAAACGGCGGCAGAUACCUACUCGCCAGGAGAUUUAUGUGACAAACAAUGUCUAUUAACCAGUACAACGCGAGACAGUUUAUAACAUCGAAGAAGCAAUUAAAACUAGCAAGCUUCCACUUGAUGCACUUUUCGAUUAAGCGAUUUUUGAUGGAGUGUUGUAAAACCACUGACAACCAAAUUAAUCCCAACGACCAAUCAGAAGAAAGAAAAAUACUUUUCAGAGUCAAUAAGAGCUCAAUUAUAACCAACCAAUUUGCCAAAAACGGCGGGAAAAUGCGAGUAACUGAUUGAUUGAAAGAGUGCCUCGAGUUUUCUGGACCAGUCACAGAGCGAAGUUAAUAAAAAAAACAUAGCAGCAAUCCCGGCAGUCAAUGGAAAAUUAGUCUAAAUAUUUUAUUCAAAAUCUUCCACGAGCAUAGGAGCUAUUGUUACUGAGACAAGGUCUGAGAGUAAUAGAAAUGGAUUAUUUAACCCUACCAGACGCGCAAGUGGAUGAUAUCAUGUUAAAACAUCUUCCUCAGUGACAUAACAUUUUCGUGGAGGUCUCAUCUGUAAUAUUUGAUAUUAUACGCAGUU